This is a messenger RNA of Lepus europaeus (European hare), 2387 nucleotides long. It is a transcript of the gene CLEC14A, whose product is annotated as C-type lectin domain containing 14A. Gene Ontology annotation, biological process: cell migration. The transcript has a single exon. The coding region runs from base 45 to 1517 and encodes 490 amino acids. Lineage: Eukaryota; Metazoa; Chordata; Mammalia; Lagomorpha; Leporidae. Gene Ontology annotation, cellular component: extracellular matrix; external side of plasma membrane. The record is from RefSeq and is a predicted model, not a curated record. Gene Ontology annotation, molecular function: extracellular matrix binding; extracellular matrix protein binding.
GACAGUCCCAAGUUAAGAGCAGCUGUGGGCGCAUAGCCUUCAAGAUGAGGCCGACGCUCGCCCUGUGCCUCCUUGGGCAGGUUCUUUGGUUUGGGCCGGGCGCGGGCGAGCACCCCACCGCCGAUCGAGCUGUGUGCUCGGCCUCAGGGGCCUGCUACAGCCUGCACCAUGCUACCAUCAAGCGAGAGGCGGCCGAGGAGGCCUGCAACCUACGCGGCGGGGCGCUCAGCUCGGUGCGAGGGGACGCCGAGAUGCGCGCUGUGCUCGCGCUCCUGCGGGCAGGUCCAGGGCCCGGAGGGGGUUCCAAAGACCUUCUGUUUUGGGUGGCGCUGGAGCGCAGGCGUUCCCACUGCACCCUGGAGAACGAGCCGUUGAGAGGUUUCUCCUGGCUGUCCCCCGACGCCAGCGGAGUUGAAAACGACACGCUGCCGUGGGUGGAGGAGCCCCAGCGCUCCUGCACGGCGCGCAGAUGCGCAGGACUCCAGGCCACCCGGGGAGUUGAGCCCGCAGGCUGGAAGGAGAUGCGAUGCCACCAGCGUGCCAAUGGCUACCUGUGCAAGUACCAGUUUGAGGCCUUGUGCUCCGCGCCGCGCCCCGGGGCCGCCUCUGACUUGAGUUACCGCGCGCCCUUCCAGCUGACCAGCGCCUCGCUGGACUUCAGUCCCCCGGGGACCAAGGUGAGUGCGCUCUGCCCCGAGCAGCUCUGGGUCUCAGCCACCUGUAUCGCAGACGAGUUUGGAGAGCGUUGGGACGGGCUACCCGGGGGGACCGUGCUCUGUCCCUGCCCAGGGCGGUACCUCCGCGGUGGCGAAUGCGUGGAGCUCUCCAACUGCCUAGACGACUCUGGAGCCUUUGCCUGCGAAUGUGCUGCGGGCUUCGAGCUGGGGAGAGACGGACGCUCUUGCGUGACCAAUGAGGAAGCACAGCCUGAACAUAGCGGGACUAAGAUGCCCACAAGGCGCCUGCCAGCCACUGCCGCUAGCCCAGUGCUGAAGAGAACAACGUUGUCACCCAGAGAACAGAAGCCGGGAGAGAUGCCCCACGUGCCUGGACGAGGCAGUUCAGCAAUGUCUACUCCAGAGAUUAUUCUGUGGGGCGCACAGAGCACGACCUCCACCCUUCAGAGGUUCCCUCCAACCAAAUCAGAGACAACCAGCCGCCCAUCUGGAAGUACUACCCCCCAGUUUAAUUCCACAUCUUCCUCUUCCAUUCCGCAGGCUCCUGGCUCCUCCUCCACCGUGGUCUUCAUACUUGUGAGCAUAGCAGUAGUAGUGCUGGUGAUCUUGACCAUGACAGUGCUAGGGCUUUUCAAACUGUGCUUUCACAAGGGCCCUUCCACCAGGCCAAGGAAGGGACCUUUGGCCUUGCCGGGCGUGGAGAGUAACACAGAAGCUAAUGCGCGCUCCAGUUCUGCGCAUUGCACGGACAACGGGGUGAAGGCGGGGGACUGCGGUCUGCGGGACAGGGCAGAGGGCGCCUCGCUGGCGGGGUCCUCUCUUGACUCUGGGGACACCUAGGGAAACAAAGGACAAGGGCACUCCAAUGGGAAGGAAGCUGAAGAAGAAUGUAAUUGUGAAUGAGGAUUCCUACAGAAAUCCCCCUUGACGUUCCCUGGACUGUCCUAGGGAGCUAAACCUCAACAGGACACUCUUCCUGAAGGUGGAAGAGGCAGAAGUGCCUUAAGGUGGUACUGGGCGGGAGGGGGGAGGGGAGUGGGAUCUUGCUGAAAGGAGGUGGUUUUUUACGUUUAUUCGGGGAAAUUUGGAGAGGUUAUUCAGCAUUUCAAGACAGUGGAAGCAAAUAGAAAACAAUGCAGUUUUUUAAAACAUUCAUUUUCACCACACGAGAAGGACCUUCUCUGUUUACAUGGUUCAGACUGGGAUUAUAUCCUUUGAAAUUCCCAGGCAAAAAAUAAAAAAUAAAAUAAGGAUUGUUGAUAACCUAGAUUCAAAUAUGAUUGGUUUCCUCCAGGCAUAAUUAUCAAGGAAGAACAGCUGAGGGGCUUAGUGGAAUCAGUAGCAAGGAUGCUUACUGCUUUAAGGUUAAGGGCAGAGUCCUUAAGUCCUUGUAAUGAGGACUGAUCUUUAAGAACUAGUAACUUUACCCUUUGAUCAUUUAUCCUUUGCUUUCAAAGUUACUGCUGCCUAUGUGCUGUGCUAUAAAUCCAAAGUGUGGUGUUGCCAGAGUUGCUGGCUCUAGAAGCAAAUUAUAGCUGACCACCAAUUCAAGUGUUUACUGUGUGUCCUUGCCCAAGGAAACAAAUGAUUUGUGAUUUCCCCUUCCAAUGUCUUCACUCUCUGAUGCAGUGACCUCCCCUACCAAAUAGCUCUCUCCUAAACAUCAAGAUGCUGAUCCUCACUUCCAAUUACAGUGAUGUUAAUUCUCGA